Parnassius mnemosyne (clouded apollo) is the source of this 2625-nucleotide messenger RNA. NCBI's taxonomy places the organism in Eukaryota, Metazoa, Arthropoda, Insecta, Lepidoptera, Papilionidae. The record is from the annotation of a GenBank genome assembly.
CAGAGUGGAGUACUUACCGCGAAGAGUUGUCAUUACUAACCAAAGUUCAGGUACCUCGUUGGCUUGGUACUAGUUCAUCUGAUGACCUUGAAUUGCACGGUUUUAGUGACGCCUCUAAAGCAGCGUACUCAGCCGUCGUUUACUUAAGAACAAUUGAUGUCUCAGGCAAAAUUCAUCUGUCAUUGUUAGUGGCUAAAACGAGAGUAGCUCCCAUCAAACAAAUUAGUAUUCCUCGAUUGGAGCUAUGUGGUGCUGUACUUGUAUCAAAGUUAUUGAUAGAGACAGCAGAGAUUUUAAAUAUUUCAAAGGAAAAGAUCUUUGCAUGGACUGAUUCUACAGUAGUGCUAUCGUGGCUUAAUAGUCACCCUAGCAGGUGGAAAACGUUUGUUGCCAACAGGACUUCAGAAAUUUUGGGCGCUUUGAAUUCAUCUCAAUGGUUUCAUGUGCCGACCAAAGAGAACCCAGCUGACUGCGCAUCAAGAGGAAUACUUCCCAGUUCAUUAGUCGGUAAUGAGUUAUGGUUUUCAGGACCAUCAUUUCUGAAAAAUAAAUUAAUUGAGUACAAGAGGCCAAAGAAUCUAAAGACAGAUUUAGAACAAACUAUAAAGGCGCACACAGCUGUAGUUCCAGAGCACGUAGUUUUCGAAAAUUAUUCCAGUCUAAGAAAAUUAGUUAAAGUUAUUGCGUAUUGUCGAAGAGUUUUAAAAAAGGAAAAGCACGAUAGUAAAUAUUUGAAAGAUCACGAAAUAGAAGCAGCAUUACAAACUUGUAUAAGGAAAUCACAAAUAGAUUAAUUCACAACAGAAUAUGAACAAUUAAAGGAAAAAGGGUAUUUAAAUAUAAAAUCAAGUAAAUUGAAAUCACUUUGUCCUUUUCUCGACAAGAAUGGUAUCAUGCGAAUUCGUGGACGACUUGAAAAGUCUGAACUAGAUGAGCAAGUAAAACAUCCGAUAGUUCUACCACAUUCAUGCCAUUUGACUCUUCUUAUAGUUGCAGACGCGCAUGAGAAGACAUUGCAUGGUGGUCCUCAGUUAAUGGCAAACUAUUUAAGGUCAGCCUAUUGGGUAAUAGGUGCUAGAUCUCUAGUUCAACAAUAUGUUCGCAAGUGUGUAACUUGUGCGAAACAGAGAGCUAGUGUUAGAAACCAACUGAUGGGUGCGCUCCCAUCGGUUCGAUGUACACCAGCAAGACCAUUUUUAUAUAGCGGAGUGGAUUAUGCUGGACCCAUAAGUAUAAGAACCACUAAAGGACGUGGGCAUCGUUCUUAUAAGGGCUACAUAUGCCUUUUCGUUUGCAUGUCCACUCGUGCUAUUCACCUAGAGGUCGUCAGUGACAUGAGCACACAGGCAUUUUUAGCCGCUUUUCGACGUUUUGUGUCGCGACGAGGUCACUGUGCUAAAUUGUGGAGCGACAACGGCUCCAACUUUGUAGGCGCCUCCAGAGAACUGCAACAGUUGGCAUCUAUUCAGCCAGCCAUAGCAGAAUAUCUGGAAGCAAACAACACCGAGUGGCAUUUUAUUCCGCCUCAUGCUCCCAAUUUCGGUGGUCUUUGGGAAGCGGGUGUAAAAUCCACCAAAUUUCACCUUAAAAGGGUUAUUGGCGACUCUACCCUAACGUACGAGGAAAUGACUACAUUCCUCAAUCAAGUGGAAGCCUGUCUGAAUUCGCGGCCGAUAAGCGUUAUUAACUUUACUGAUCCUGGUGAGCCCCUCCCUUUAACUCCUGGACAUUUUUUAAUAGGAGAACCGAUAAUUAAUGUACCAGAUAAAAAUUACAAAAGUUCAAACGUAAGCUAUUUAACUAGGUGGCAAUUUGUGCAAAGGAUGCUGCAGUCUUUUUGGAAACGAUGGUCACAGGAAUAUCUGUCAAAGCUCAUGAAUAGGUACAAAUGGGCGUCACAAGUUCCGGAACCUAAUGUUGGUGACGUUGUUUUAAUUAAAGAAGAUGAUUUGCCUCCAAGUCGUUGGUUAUUGGGUAGAGUUAUAGAGAAACACCCCGGUGAUGAUAACGUUACCCGUGUAGUCACAUUGCGUACGAAAACAUCCGUAAUUAAGAGGCCAACAUCAAAAUUAUGUAUUCUGCCUAUCUCGGAUCCAUGAAUUGUUCAAUUUUUAUGUCAAAUUUAUGUAAAAAUAUUAUUGUAUCAAAUGUUCUUUUACUUUUACGAUCAAAUGUAGCUAUAUGUACAACAUUAAUUACAUUUAUAGGUUUAAUUUUACAAUGUUACUUUUCAAAAUUUUAUUUUAGGUUAUUUUAAGCUGUUGAAGUCUUUAUUUUUAUUUGUAAGUUUUUAGGUCAUACUUUAUGAGAUUAAAUUAUAGAAGUGUGUUAUAAAGUAUUAAGUGCAAAUUUUAGAUUUAAGUUCAAAUUUUAAAUUUAAGUGCAAAUUUUAGAUUUAAGUGCAAAUUUUAGACUUAAGUACAAUUUAAAAGGCCAUUCCGUCACUAAAUGUCCUUGGUGGGCGGUAUGUUAAUGAAGAAACCACAUUUGUAAUUAAAAAAGUUUUAGUUCUACUUCGAUAGAUGGCGUUGACAUAGAAAUAGAUUGCACUAUGGUUGCGUUACUCAGUGUGUAAUAAGGCCAUUUAAAAUUAUUGUAUAUAAUAAUAAAACCAGCUCAGAUCAU